GUAGUGGUGAGAUACUAUGUACCCCGCAGAGUGUGACUCAUAAGGUGUGUUACGCAAUAAUAACAUAGGUGCCGAGGAUCUACUGUGUAUGUGCUUGCUUCUCUCAUAGGUUGAGCUCGUAUCCCGCGAUCGGCUAUUCAUUCAGAUGUGCUAGGUGGUAAUAGUAGUCAUUGUGAGGAAAUAUCUACUAUCACACUUAACAUUGUGAAACUUGGCUUAGCUGUUUGUCACUCAUAUAUAUAACACAUAUAUAUCUGCUCAUCUGCUUUUCAUCUUUACGGGGAUUAUCUUACUCACCUACUCAUAUUGCUUUAAUAGCGACAUCCAAAAUAUAGAAUUGUCGAGCAUUGCCUACUUACCUACUCAGAUUCUACUAUUAUAAAGUAGAGAUGGCCGUGACUACAACUGCCGCACACUUCGCCUCGCUCCACAGACCAGGAGAUCCUCUCGUGAUCCCGAAUAUCUGGGAUCUGUCAUCGCUCAACACCGUCCUCUCACUGAACACCUCCGAAACAUCAACCCCAGUGAAGGCAGUAGCAACGGCCUCGUAUGCCAUUGCCGCGACCCUCGGCCUUGCAGACGAAGACCUCAGCCUCGGCGCCAACCUCAUCCGCAUCCGCUCCCUUUCACCCCGCGUCCGCGCCGCCGGCCUGCCACUGACAGUCGAUAUCCAAGAUGCAUACGGAGAUCGGCUAGAGGACGUCGUGGCUGCGGUUGUUGAAGCUGGUGCUGUCGGCGCGAAUGUAGAGGACAUGAAGGAUGAGAAAGACGUGGGGGAAGAGGGAGGGGAUUUGCUUUAUACCCUGGAGGAACAGGUUGAGCGCCUGAAGAGGGUGUUGAAAAGUGCAGAGGAGAAGGGGUGCGAGGGGUUUGUGGUCAAUGCGAGAUGUGAUGUUAUGAGUCCUGCGUCGAGGAGAGGCGCGAUCGAUGAAAGUGCGGAAGAGGGGGAGAGAUUGUUAGGUGAGACGGUACGGCGCGGGAAGGCGUAUCUUGAGGCUGGUGCUACUACGGUGUUUGUAUGGGGUGGAUCACAGAGAGGAUUGAGAGAUGCUGAAGUCCGAGCCCUGAGUGAUGCCUUUGGAGGCAGACUUGCUGUUAAGCUUGGCACGGGCGACGGCGCGCUUAGUGUGAGGGAGUUGGCUGAUAUCGGCGUUGCGAGAAUCUCUGUUGGGCCGAGUUUGUUUCAGGCGGCGAAUAAGACUGUUAGAGAGGCUGCGGAGCGGAUUGUUGGUGGUGGGAGGCUGUGAUGUGCU
This is a messenger RNA of Xylaria bambusicola, 1253 nucleotides long. Its product is annotated as phosphoenolpyruvate phosphomutase-domain-containing protein. Gene Ontology annotation, molecular function: catalytic activity. The transcript has a single exon. The record is from RefSeq and is a predicted model, not a curated record. Bases 390 to 1247 code for a protein of 285 amino acids. Lineage: Eukaryota; Fungi; Ascomycota; Sordariomycetes; Xylariales; Xylariaceae.